UCUGAAAUCUAUCUUGUUUUUGAACGUAUUAGCAUUUUUAGCUUCGCACUUCGCGAAAUGAAGGAAAUAUUGUUUGAUGUGUUUUUAAGAUUAUAGUACUAUUGCAAUGUCAUUUUUAAACAUAAAUAAAACUCUUCGUGUUAUUCUUGUGAUGUAAAUAUUUUCUAAAAGCAGUGUACACUUUAGUUCUGGGAUAACCUCUGAUAGGUUUUUACAAUAUGAACCCGCAAGUUUGUACGAAUUGCUGCAAUGAAAAGCCUGUAAAUGCGACUGAUAACCGGCUGGUAACUGAAAGUUGUGGUCAUGUGAAAUGUAUGGACUGUUUGCUGCAUGAGAAGACUGGGUGCCAAGCUUGCCUUAGUGAGAAAUCGAGUCUUAGAGUUGAAGAAGGUUUGAACGAAAGUUUAGACGAGGAAUUUGCGGAGGAUAGUCCGCUGCCGGAGACUGACAAGUGCUAUGAUGAACUGGAUAAGGAGGUACAGAGUGAGGUUUACGACGAGUUCUACAAGAAAAAGAAACUGGAAACAUCACACAUUAAAGUGGAAACUGAUGCAAACGGCAAAACAUUUUUGUGUACUGUGUGCAAGAAGAAGUUCCAUGCUCCUAGUCAAGUGGCUUACCAUGCUUACUGCAAUGGGCAGCGGAAACCAUACCAAUGUCCAGAGUGCAACAAGACAUUUGCAACCAUGUCACAUUACAAGUACCAUAUGCGUGUACACCGCAAUGAGCGCACAUACUCGUGUGACGUUUGUGGCGAGGGAUUCUUCCAGAUGUCCAAGUUACAGAGACAUAAGUUGAAGCAUACCAAGGAAAAGAAGUUUGCGUGCAACGAAUGCAACAAGGCGUUCAACAACCUCUCGUCUCUACGUAAGCACGGCCUCACGCACACGGACGAGCGCCCGUUCUCCUGCCCUACCUGCGGGACCCGGUUCCGAGACAGUUCCAAUCUGAGGAAACAUAAUAUGCGGAAACACGAAAGGAAGUGCGCUUGCGGCGGUUGGGGCGGGUGCGUGCGCCCGGGGUGCAGCGGCGGGGACGGGGGCGGGGGCGCGGCGGGGCGCAGCGCCUCGCGCCGCACCUACCAGUGUCCGCGCUGUCCGCGGGCCUUCCACUCCGGGAAGGACAUGAGACGACACGCCGCCGUGCAUACAGAUUCCAAACCCUUUCGCUGUAAAGUAUGUAGCCGCCGCUUCAGAAGGAAAGACAACCUCGAGCGCCACAUCCGCAACACACACCCGGAGUACGUGCCUGCAACCGCGGUGGAUUGCGACGAGACCAUCCUCAAGCAGAUCCAAGCCAAUGGACAUAGCACUAAACUUGAUGACUACCAAAAGGACGAGAAGUUCAAACUAAAGAUCAUGAACCCACUGCCACCUCUACCAGACGAACUGAUGCAGAAACAUAUGCAUGAGACCGACAAGAAGCAAGAGAACGCUGACGAAGAUGAAAAGAUAGAUAAGUCGUACAUUUUGGUCGCUAACAAUGCGCGGCAGAGCGUGAUCGUUGGGAAUAAAACUGCUACUGUCGAAAAAACCGUGGCAAAUUCCCCUGAGCAUUGCGAGUACGUACAUAAAAUUAGAAAAGCUUCCAUUAUACCUCUACCGCCGAUAGACGUGCGGAAGAUGAUAGAAUUGGAGGAACAAACUAAUUUGAAUAACUUGGAUCUGGGUACUCCACCGAAGGACAAGAAGACGUUGUAUGAGAAGAUUUUGUACGGAGACAGAGAUAAGAAGGAUAGUGAGGAGCCGAAUGUUGAUUCGGGGCCCGAAGUCCAUUGGAGAAGGAAGCUGAAGCAAUCCGUUUCUAUAGAUAUAUAAUGAAGGCUGAGUCGAAGCAGGGUUGGUGGGAAAGGCAGUUAUUGUGGUAGUAUACAACCAAUUUUAUAUGUAUUUAAUGCAUAUUAAGAUAUAUUUCAAGAACUUAAGUACAUUUUAUCCAUAGUGUUCUGAUUACUUUUGAUGCUACUGAGUUACUUUCACAUUUUUCAAGUAACCCUUAGUAAGUUUUAGCAAUAAACAAACUGUUAUUCACGUUUCAAUAACUCUUAUAAUUGCCCUUAGCACUAAAAUUCGCGUUAAAAUAUUUUUCAAUAUAUUUUUUUAUUUCGUGCUAGUGUAUACUAUUGUUUAAUGAUUCUGUUCUGAUAGGAAGCAGUCAAUGUUACUAAUACUAGGUUUAUAAGUGCGUCCAAGACGCGUUAGGUUAGGCUAGGUAACACUACAAUACAUACUAUUUGCUACAGUUACUAUAUUAUCCGUGUAUAUAUGAAAUCAGAUUUUAACAAGUUAUACAAAAUGUUUUAUAUUGAAAUUAUGAAUUGGUAUUUUCCGGCAGAGGACCAAAUAAAUGUUGUUUUUUUAUGUUUGAUCUCGAUAGUGGUUUUAAUAAUAAUUUGUUUUUAAUGGUAAUGUUGGGACUGAAUUAAUGGGGCAAGAGACUGAUUGUAAUGUGGGUAGGAAGGAUUAAGAAGGUUGCAUAUAAAACAACAAUCUUUGAAUAAUACAAUUUUAGUGGAAAUGUAACUUGUGCAAUGAAAUUUUGUUCUAAUAAUAUCAUCAAAUAAAUGCUCACACUGUUAUAUUGGUCUGCCAAAACUAUAUUUAUGUGAUAAAAAUCUGUUAUUUUGAGUCUGGAACUUUGAACAAAAUAUAAAUAAAUGAAAUAUAUAAUAUUAGUUAUUAAAAUGUCGACUGAAGAUCAUGAUCUCCGAUGUAAGUUGAUCUCACGUAUUUUAAGUUGAUGUUUAACAUUUAUUGUGAGGUACCAUGUCGCAUAAACUCGUUCACUUCGUCCUACCGAUUUAAAAAAAAAACAAUAAACAAUCAUGGCGGCUUGGAAUUUACCGCCAAAAAGUUUCAACAAAACAAUCUGUCUACAAUAAAUAAAUCAAAACGAAACUAAGGUUGUGAUGUAUGUUUUUUACACAUACUUUACAUUUGCAAAGAUAAAUAAGUAACAUUAAUUAACAGACAAUUACAUUAUUGUUUUGGUAAUACACAAUUUUGUAAAGGUGCAUUUUCUUAUAAUUCAGAAUUUUUACACAUUUUCUUGUGUUGGUGUUUUACGCAAUUGUAUAAAUCAAGCCUGUGAUCAAGUUUUCUAUACUACGAAAUCCCGUAGAACAGUUUCAUUUAUAAUUAAUUGUGUAAAAAAUCGUGUAGCUAGAUAAAAAUAUAGGCAAUAAGUGGACGAGCCGCGUUACUAGUACCAUAAUGUAAUAACGAGCCGUUUAGUCAUCCAUUAAUAUUAAACUGAUCGUCACUGUAACAUGGAAUGCAUAUUUUAUACUAUUCGUAUCUGUAUUUUGCUAUAUUUUGUAUGAAUAUUUGUAAUUUACAUGAAUUUAGAGACAAAUAAAUGCAUUGAAAAGAUA
Spodoptera frugiperda (fall armyworm) is the source of this 3373-nucleotide messenger RNA. RefSeq names its product zinc finger protein 660. NCBI's taxonomy places the organism in Eukaryota, Metazoa, Arthropoda, Insecta, Lepidoptera, Noctuidae. Gene Ontology annotation, biological process: regulation of transcription by RNA polymerase II. Gene Ontology annotation, cellular component: nucleus. The record is from RefSeq and is a predicted model, not a curated record. Bases 219 to 1817 code for a protein of 532 amino acids. Gene Ontology annotation, molecular function: RNA polymerase II cis-regulatory region sequence-specific DNA binding; DNA-binding transcription factor activity, RNA polymerase II-specific. The transcript has 7 exons.